Molecule: messenger RNA, 1977 nt
Organism: Talaromyces amestolkiae
Lineage: Eukaryota; Fungi; Ascomycota; Eurotiomycetes; Eurotiales; Trichocomaceae
Exons: 2
Coding region: 1-1977 (658 amino acids)
Biological process (GO): protein phosphorylation; intracellular monoatomic cation homeostasis; intracellular signal transduction
Molecular function (GO): ATP binding; protein serine/threonine kinase activity
Source: RefSeq, a predicted model, not a curated record
AUGCUCAACACUCCCGUCAUCUACUUUAGCGAGCCUCGUCCGGCGACUGCAGAACAAGGAACGUCAUAUAAGCGUCGUCGCUUGACCUCAACAACCAAUGAAUACAAUGCCGUGCUCAAUUACGGAUGUACAGCCUUCCCAUCCAGCUGGGUCGGACUCGGCGCCAUUCAGUCUGCCCAGAUGCUAGCGGCUCCCUCAUUUCCCAUGUUCGCUCCAGAGAUUGCUAAGAGACCUCGUCUCACAUUCAUCAAGACCUCUCGAUCAAGGGUAGGUUCCACCGCUACAUCUUCGGCAUUGCUAUCAACCCCUGUCAAAGCUGCUCGAAACACAUCAAGGGCUCGACAUGCCCCAAUCACGUCUCCCAGUUCCUCAUCGACUUCACAUGCAUCUGCGGCUACCUCUAUUAAGAGUCUAUUCCGCCGCGCUGGCUUUACUCACCACCCGUCACGGAUGCCGGAAGACCCAGCCAUUGCUCGCAAUGACCGCACCAGGGACAUAGCAAGUGGACAUGGAGAUGCUCAAGAGUUACAAUGCAUCCCAACAUCCGACACACAAGAUGCCCCUCCUUCGCCGGUAGGGGAUUCUCACUUUUCAGUGCAUCACGACAACACCUUGCUCACGAUCCCGAAGUCUUCGCGCCUACAAAAGGUGACUUCACUGCUGUCACUCAGGGAAAGAAUCACUUUCACGGGCUUUCCUCAUCCCAAACCAUCACGCAAGAAGCUCUUCAGGUCCCCAUCCAUGGGCCAUAGUCUACGACACAGAGACGAUCCAGAUAUUGCGAUACCCGCCAAGUUUGGCGCAGGGUUGAAAUCGCUCCGGCUAGGCACAGCUCUUCCAUCAGACUUCAAUGUCGAGUACUGUGAGCUCGGUGACGAGUUUUGUAGUCGACGAAAAAUCCCCGGCAAAAGUGGCAAAGCGAUUGGGAGAGGUGCAACGGCCAUAGUUCGAACCAUGUAUCGAAAGGGCGGUUCCAAGACUGAUUUAUAUGCCGUCAAAGAAUUCCGCAAAUGCGGCCGAAACGAAGAUCAGGUGGCAUACGAGAACAUGGUCAAAUCGGAAUUCAGCAUCGCCAAAAGUCUUCACCACCCAAACAUUGUGGAAACUGUUCGUCUUUGCAAGCACUCCGGCAGAUGGAAUCAUGUUAUGGAGUUUUGUGAAUACGGAGAGCUGUUCUUGUUAAUCAAGCAAGAAUACCUUCGCGACAUUGACAAUCUUUGCUUCUUCAAGCAGUUACUACGAGGCGUAGCAUACUUGCACCAGAACGGUAUUGCACAUCGUGACAUCAAGCCAGAAAACCUCUUGGUCACGUCAGAAGGUCAGCUCAAGAUCACCGACUUUGGUGUUUCAGAAGUUUUUGCUGGAAUACACCCAGGACUCAGAAUGACUACUCAGACAGACAUUAAGCAAGAAAAAACAAAAGAGGUCCGAAAAUGUUCACCGGGAAUUUGCGGCAGUAUACCUUAUUCAUCACCGGAGGUUCUUGCUGAAAGUGGUGACUAUGAUCCGCGUGCUCUCGAUGUAUGGUCAUGUGCCAUAGUGUGCUUUACUCUGUUUGUUCGUGGUAGCCCAUGGAAAGCUGCCAAACCCGAAGAUCCUCAUUACAAAAAGUUUCUCUCCGGGUGGCACAAGUUUCUCCUUCGAAAUCCAGAUGGUAUUAUCACCGAGACGGAGUCGCCAACAUGCGGUCGAAUCUUCACGACAUUCCCAAAGCGAGGAUUGAACCAUCUUAUACUCAAGAUGCUGCAUCCAGACCCUGAGAUUCGCAUCUCCAUCGAAGACGCCUUGAACGAUCGGUGCAUCCAGACCAUUGACUGCUGCAGCCCGGAUAUUGAACAAGAGGCUCCUCAGAAAAUCGCCCAAGACGCCCGCAUGCAAUCAGUGUUUGAUGUUGUUAAUGAGGAUAGUUUAAGGAUGGCCCGGAAGAAGGCACAUCGCCAUCUCCCUCCAGGGGGGAAGAAGCGACAUGGAUUGUGA